This is a messenger RNA of Bipolaris maydis ATCC 48331, 1674 nucleotides long. NCBI's taxonomy places the organism in Eukaryota, Fungi, Ascomycota, Dothideomycetes, Pleosporales, Pleosporaceae. The record is from RefSeq and is a predicted model, not a curated record.
AUGUCGUCUGUCUGCUACACACGGGGAGGUGACGGCUGCUAUUCCCUAAGGCAUUCGCCGGUGCGACAUCUAAACGGAAUCCGCCGCCACCGAAAAGCAGGUGCCCUCGCCGCCACUGAAAUGGCUGCCAACGGUCGUCAACAGAGCUAUGUGGCUCCUACUGCCGGAUACAAGGGUCAGCAUAUGCUCAGCAAUCAAGGUCAUGGGUCCGCCCAAUACCUCCCCCGAGGUCUGCCUAUGUCCCCCCAUGGUGAUAAUGGAAUGCAAUGUCUGACGAACAACAUGGCAGCCCUCGGCAUGCAUGCCUCCUAUGGAUCAUCCGCUACCUCCAAGUCUGCCAACUCUGCACUGCCCGGCGGUUCUUCCGACUACGGCAAUAUCCCAAUCUCCAACGGACAGGGACUCUGGGUCCCGAACCAGCAUGUCAUUGGAUCCAUGUAUCCGAUGAUACCUGGCGCUCAGCAUCAGGCCGGUAUGACACCUUCUCCUGGCAUGUAUAGCCAUGCUGGCACGUACGUUCAGCAGGCAGCAUAUCAGUAUGGCCAAGGGGUCAUCGACAACAGCCCUGUCCCAGCGGGUUGGACGACUCGUAUGUCAUCAGCCGAGAUCCCAUCGCUCAUGACGCCCCGCCGUGACUCCAUCUCUUCCAAUGAGAACGACAACCCUGGCACGCCUCACGGUAGCGGUGGCAUGUAUCGUUACGGCAGCAACACUGCUAUCAUGGACCGUUCCCCAAACGCACUUUACUUAAGCAGUGCUACCCCUUCCCCAUCACAGUUGGCUCAUCCCUACCAGGUCAUGGCCCCGAUACAGAAGCAGCAAACCAUACCUACAUUGCCUCCGCAUCUGUUGGCGCUGGUGCACCAAGAUCCACCUAUUCCUCGGGCUAUUCCCGCUCCUAGCUCCCCACACAAGCCACUCGACCGUAGCUUGGAGAACAAGACUGGUGAGACCAACGUCUACAUCCGCGGACUACUUCCUGAGACUACGGAUGAGAUGCUUCAUAUGUUCGGCUUCAUCAAAUAUCAUAACUUCGAGGAUGCUGAGGACUGCAUUCGCGGCUUUCACUAUCUUGGAUACGAAGUCAGCUUCGCUCGCGAACUCGCCUCAAUAUUCGCACCUCACAAGGUGUGUUCGAGCAGGAUACUCCGUGACUCUUCUGGCACUGGCCGUGGCGUCGGCUUUGCUCGUUUUGAAUCUCGCGACAUCUGCGACCUGGUCAUCAAGGAUUUCAACAACACUCCUGUGUCUAAGCCUGGUGGCGAGGAACAUCUCAUCCAGAUCCGCUUCUCAGAUACACACGAGCAGAAGAUGCUGAAGCAGCAAACCGCUGCAGGCCGUGUAUUUCGUGCUGCAGAGUAUGAAGUCGGCGUUGCUCAGGCCAGGGCUCUGGGAACACCUGAUCGUUACCUUUCCGCGUCCCCGAUUUCGCCAGGCCACGCCAACGAAUUCGAGAUGUUCAUGCGCGGCCAGCGGCAGCCAUGGUCGCCCCCUGUACCAUCUACACUGGGCCCUGCCAGGUCGUCCGUAUAUUACAUGCCCCAGGGUGGACCCAUCAAGAGUGACGAUAGUACUUCGGAGAAUGGUGUUGAAGUCAAGACAAGCCCCGCGACUCCAGUCAAGGCUGAUGACAAGUCGGCUUCACCAAGCCGAUUCUCCAACCGCAACGACUGA